AUGCGCUUCUCUAUUUAUCUCGGAGCUCUUCUGCUGGCCCCAAUGUCCGCCCUGGCCAGCCCAACUAUCGCUGUCGAUUCCAAUUCGAACAUUCUCCGCCGCGAGAACAAUCUAAGUCCCUCCCAAGGACGCGUGAGCCCUGCACAUGUCCUGGCUCGCUCCCCUCGACCCGAUUCAGACGACGACGAUGUCGAGUGUUCAAGCAGCCAAGUCAAGUGCGGAAAUGCCUGCUUCCCGGAAUCUUACAGCUGUUGUCCCAACGAUUUCUCCGGAGGAUGUCCUUCGGAUAAAGAAUGCCGGAAGAGAAACAGCCGUUAUGGUUGCUGCGAUGAUGACGACGAUGACCACUGUCGCUACGAUGACGAUGACGGCCGUAGCAUCUUUGACAAGGCUGAGGAUAUCGGUGAUAACGUGAAGGACAAGUGGGAUGACUUCUGGGGCAACGAUGGUCCCUCUCUCAAGCCAGAGCUCCGCAUCAUGGGCGGAUUGACGGGAUUAGCUGUUGCGAUGAGCUUAUUCUUGAUGUGA
Penicillium manginii is the source of this 528-nucleotide messenger RNA. RefSeq lists its product as uncharacterized. Lineage: Eukaryota; Fungi; Ascomycota; Eurotiomycetes; Eurotiales; Aspergillaceae. Bases 1 to 528 code for a protein of 175 amino acids. The record is from RefSeq and is a predicted model, not a curated record. The transcript has a single exon.